Molecule: messenger RNA, 2275 nt
Organism: Durio zibethinus
Lineage: Eukaryota; Viridiplantae; Streptophyta; Magnoliopsida; Malvales; Malvaceae
Product: Tetratricopeptide repeat (TPR)-like superfamily protein
Biological process (GO): RNA modification
Molecular function (GO): protein binding; zinc ion binding; RNA binding
Source: RefSeq, a predicted model, not a curated record
ACGGCAUGGAAUAUGAAUAAAGAAUGAGACUUUAGUUCAAAUGAUCAAAUCCAUACAUAUGAAAUAUACCCGGAGAUUGGCAAGUAACUCGAAGAACGUGCUUUUAUUACAAAAACCACCAUUUUAUCUCGAAGAAAUCAUUCUUCGAAAGAUUGGCAUCAAUUUUCUUCAAUUCCGCUAAGGUCACGCAAUCAUGCAACAUGGGCACAGAAAGGAUUUUUACUAAAUAAAGGACUUAAACUGAACACGAUAAUCAAUGACCCGAUUGUUAUUUCCUAUAAGGAGUAAGAGGCAGAGAUUAGCCAAUCUCUUAAGAUGUUGUUCAAAAAAAUCAUUGCCCGAUCAAGGGGUUCAGGUUCAUGCAGCAACUGUGAAAAUGGGAUUUGGUUUUGACUUGAUGUUAAGCAAUGAUCUUGUAGAUAUGUAUGCAAAAUGUGGUAUAAUGGACAUGGCUUCUCUCGUGUUUGACAGAAUGAUUGAGAGAAAUGUGGUUUCUUGGACAGCGCUUAUGUGUGGCCAUUUACAAAAUGGUAAUGCCAGAGCAACAUUGUCACUUUUCUAUCAGAUGGUAUUUUCAUGUUUUAAACCAAAUGAGUUUACUUUUUCCACAAAUUUUAAAGCUUGUGGAAUUUUGAAUGUUCUUGAGAUUGGGAUGCAGAUUCAUGGUAUGUGUGUAAUAUCUGGCUUUGAUUGUGCCCUUGUGGUGGGGAAUUCUAUAGUUGAUAUGUACUCAAAAUGUGGAAGAAUCAAUGAAGCAUUGACCAUGUUUAAUGUUUUGCAAGAUAGGAAUCUUAUAAGCUGGAACACAAUUAUAGCAGGUUAUACACUUGCAGGCCAGGGUGAGAAAGCUUUAGUUUUGUUCCAUAAAAUGCAACAAAAUGGAGAAAUCCCGGACGAGUAUACAUUUACAACCAUGUUGAAAGCUUGUAGUGGUCUUCGUAAGAUUAGGGAAGGAUCAGUGAUUCAUGGUUUUUUGAUCACUAGUGGAUUUCCAUGUUCAGGAAAGGCAGCCAUUACAGGUUCUCUAAUUGAUUUGUAUGUAAAGUGUGGGAACUUGAUUGAGGCUCGAAUGGUGUUUAAUCAGAUUGCGGAGAAAAAUCUUAUAUCUUGGAGUGCAUUAAUUCUGGGGUAUGCUCAAGAAGGGAACUUGGCAGAGGCCGUUGAGUUAUUUAGGCAGCUUCAAAACAGCACCACGCAAGUGGAUGGGUUUGUUCUAUCAAGUAUGAUGGGCGUGUUUGCUGAUUUUGCACUUGUGGAGCAAGGCAAGCAAAUGCAUGCAUAUGCUGUUAAGAUUCCUUCUGGUUUAGAGAUAUCUGUGCACAAUUCAAUUGUGGAUAUGUAUCUCAAGUGUGGAAUGCUAGACGAGGCAGAAAAACUGUUCAAUGAAAUGCCAACAAGAAAUGUUGUUUCUUGGACGGUUAUGAUCACUGGCUAUGGAAAGCAUGGUUUUGGCAAAGAGGCAAUUCAUUUCUUCUACAAAAUGCAAUUGGAUAAUAUUGAGCCUGAUAGGGUGACUUAUUUGGCUAUACUCUCGGCAUGUAGUCAUUCUGGACUCAUUAAAGAAGGUGAAGAAUGUUUUUCACAGCUGUGUCGUAAUCGAUGGGUCAAACCUGGGAUAGAGCAUUAUGCCUGUAUGGUUGAUCUUCUCGGUCGAGAUGGACGCUUGAAAGAAGCCAAGGACCUCAUAGAAAGCAUGCCUUUAAAGCCAAAUGUAGGUAUAUGGCAAACGUUGCUCAGUGCUUGUAGAGUACAUGGAGACCUGCAACUCGGGAAAGAAGUAGGGCAAAACCUUUUAACAUUGGAUGGCGACAACCCUGUCAACUACGUGAUGGUUUCAAAUAUUUAUGCUGGGGCUGGCUAUUGGAUGGACUGCGAAGAAGUAAGAGAAUUAGCAAAAGCAAAGGGGUUGAAGAAAGAGGCAGGGCGUAGUUGGGUGGAGAUUGACAAGGAGGUCCACUUUUUCCAUGGCGGAGACAACACACACCCGCUGACAGAGAAAAUCCAUCAAGUACUGAAGGAGAUGGAGAAAAGGAUGAAACAAGAUUUGGGCUAUGUUCAUGAAGUGAAAUUUGCAUUGCGUGAUAUAGACGAGGAGUCCAAGGAAGAGAGCUUGAGAGUUCACAGUGAGAAGUUGGCAAUUGGUUUGGCGCUUCUCCAUGGAGGCUGGGCUGAAGCAAGAGUGAUCCGGGUAUUCAAGAACUUAAGAAUAUGUGGGGACUGUCAUGAUUUCAUCAAGUUUUUGUCAAAGAUUCUAAAGGUAGUUUUGUGUGAUUAG